Limulus polyphemus (Atlantic horseshoe crab) is the source of this 1177-nucleotide messenger RNA. RefSeq names its product 1-phosphatidylinositol 4,5-bisphosphate phosphodiesterase classes I and II-like. Gene Ontology annotation, molecular function: phosphatidylinositol-4,5-bisphosphate phospholipase C activity. The transcript is spliced from 9 exons. NCBI's taxonomy places the organism in Eukaryota, Metazoa, Arthropoda, Merostomata, Xiphosura, Limulidae. The record is from RefSeq and is a predicted model, not a curated record. Gene Ontology annotation, biological process: lipid metabolic process; phosphatidylinositol-mediated signaling. The annotation marks the transcript as partial.
AAGUGUCUUGAUUUGUUAGUGUGAACGCUUGUUGUGCGUAGAGACUGAAAGUGUAUGUUGUACUAUGCGGUGUCUUCGUUUUUCAUGAAACUAUUUUCUCUAGACUUAAGUUUACUUUUAAAAAACUGUCCAUAUCCAAUGUGGAGUUAUGGCUGGUGCUAAAUCUGGUGUUCACGUGGUACAGCUGAAACCCAUAAGUGUGCCCCAAAACCUACAAGAUGGGAACAAAUUCGUGAAAUGGGAUGAUGACUCCACUGUAGGUACACCGGUAACUGUGAAAGUGGAUAAAGAGGGUUUUUUCCUCUUCUGGACUGACCAGAACAAGGAAACCGAAUUCUUGGAAAUAUCUAGCAUACGAGAUACCAGAAGAGGAAAAUAUGCCAGGGUACCCAGAGAAGGAAAGCUGCGGGACACGGUGACCAUGGGAGCUCAGGACACUCCAUUGGAGGAGAAAACGGUGACGGUUGUUUAUGGCCCAGACCUAGUCAACAUUAAUUUUAUCAACUUUUGUUGUAACCGACGAGAAACUGCUCAGGAAUGGACUGAUGAGCUACUGAAGAUGGCUUACAACUUGAUGGCAAUAAAUGCCUCCACCACCACUUUUCUGCGGAAGGCUUACACCAAAUUGCACCUUAUGACGGAUCGGGAAGGAAAGAUUCCUGUAAAAAAUGUUAUUAAAAUGUUUGCUCAGCAUAAGGAUGAUAAGAAGAGAGUAGAGAAAGGUUUAGAACUAACAGGACUUCCUAUGGGAAAGAAUGACUCCAUUUCUCCAGAAAAAUUUACUUUUGACUGUUUUCUCUCAUUUUACCGCCAUUUAGUGGGAAGAAGUGAAGUAGAUGCAAUUUUUGAAAAGCUAUGUGGGGGCAAUAAGAAAAAAGGAAUGACUGUGGAUCAGGUGGUAGAGUUUUUCAACAAAGAACAACGAGAUCCCAGACUUAAUGAGAUUCUGUAUCCUUAUGCUACACCAGCUAGGGUCAAAGAUAUUAUCAAGCAGUAUGAACCAAAUAAAAGUUAUGCUCAGAAAGGAAUGCUAUCAGUUGAAGGAUUUCUUUGGUACCUUGCAAGUGAUGACAAUUCCAUAAUGGCACCUGAAAAAUUUGAUCUCAGUGAGGACAUGGACCAACCUCUAAGUCAUUACUUUAUUAACUCAUCUCACAAUACUUAUUUAACAGGUCAG